This is a messenger RNA of Capra hircus (goat), 2708 nucleotides long. RefSeq names its product POU class 2 homeobox 3 (gene POU2F3). The record is from RefSeq and is a predicted model, not a curated record. Gene Ontology annotation, biological process: regulation of transcription by RNA polymerase II. Gene Ontology annotation, molecular function: DNA-binding transcription factor activity, RNA polymerase II-specific; RNA polymerase II cis-regulatory region sequence-specific DNA binding. The transcript is spliced from 13 exons. Lineage: Eukaryota; Metazoa; Chordata; Mammalia; Artiodactyla; Bovidae. Bases 136 to 1425 code for a protein of 429 amino acids. Gene Ontology annotation, cellular component: nucleus.
ACGGCUCCGGCGGCGGCUCCCGCGGCGGUGGCGGCCGGGGGCGGGAGGCAGGAGACCCUGGCUUCCCCCGGGGCCAGGCUGGGGCAGACGCGAGGGGCCUGGGGGGGCGCUGGCUUUGGCCCCGCCUGGGGCAGGAUGGUGAAUCUGGAACCCAUGCACCCAGAUAUAAAGAUGAGUGGGGACGUAGCAGAUUCUACAGAUGCUCAAAGUGCUCUCAGCCAGGUGGAGACAGGAAAUGAUCGAAAUGGCUUAGAUUUCAACAGGCAGAUUAAAACUGAGGACCUCAGCGACUCCCUGCAGCAGACUCUCUCUCAUCGACCAUGCCACCUGAGUCAAGGACCUGCCAUGAUGCCCGGAAAUCAAAUGUCUGGGGACAUGGCCUCCCUCCACCCACUCCAGCAGCUCGUGCUGGUUCCCGGACACCUACAGUCUGUUUCCCAGUUCCUGCUAUCUCAGAGCCAGCCUGGGCAGCAAGGUCUGCAGCCAAAUCUUCUCCCCUUUCCGCAGCAACAGAGCUCGCUCCUCCUCCCGCAGACAGGGCCUGGCCUCACAUCCCAGGCAGUUGGGCGCCCUGGGCUACCAGGAUCUUCUUUAGAACCCCAUCUGGAAGCAUCUCAGCAUCUCCCGGUGCCCAAGCAUCUCCCCAGCGCUGGAGGAGCUGAUGAGCCCAGUGACCUGGAGGAGCUGGAGAAGUUUGCCAAGACCUUUAAGCAGAGGCGUAUUAAGCUGGGCUUCACACAGGGAGAUGUGGGUCUGGCCAUGGGAAAGCUGUAUGGAAACGACUUCAGCCAGACAACUAUCUCACGAUUUGAGGCCCUCAAUCUGAGCUUCAAGAACAUGUGCAAGCUCAAGCCGCUGCUGGAGAAGUGGCUGAACGAUGCAGAAUCCUCCCCGUCGGACCCCUCCAUGAGCACCCCCAACUCUUACCCCGCCCUCAGCGAGGUGUUCGGGAGGAAGAGGAAGAAGCGGACCAGCAUCGAGACCAACAUCCGUCUGACUCUGGAGAAGAGAUUUCAAGAUAACCCCAAACCCAGCUCUGAGGAGAUCUCCAUGAUUGCAGAGCAGUUGUCCAUGGAGAAGGAGGUGGUGAGGGUCUGGUUCUGCAACCGACGACAAAAGGAGAAGCGAAUCAACUGCCCUGUGGCCACACCCAUCAAAUCACCCAUGUACAGUUCCCGGCUGGUGUCUCCCUCCGGAUCUCUGGGCCCCCUCUCUGUCCCUCCUGUCCACAGCACCAUGCCUGGAACAGUAACGUCAUCCUGUUCCCCUGGGAACAACAGCAGGCCAUCUUCUCCCGGCUCAGGACUCCAGGCCAGCAGCCCCACUGCAUCUCAAAAUAACUCCAAAGCGGCCGUGAACUCCUCCUCCAGUUUUAACUCUUCAGGAUCUUGGUAUCGAUGGAGUCAUCCCACAUACCUCCACUGAGACCAAAAAGUUUCUCCUCUGCCACCUGGCCCUGUAUUCCCCACCAGAAGGAAGGGAAUCAUGCCUUCUCUGUAUGGACAGAUUACUUUCAGGAGAGAGCGGAAGAGGACGAACCGAAACUCUUGUCUUCUUCAGAGCAAGCGCCUCCAGAGAUCCAAACUGUGAUUGAACCGUGUGCUGACUCCUAGCGCUCUUGAAACGCACAUCCCUCCUAGGAGUUGGUCAUUUUUGCCUUCCUUGCCUGCACCCUUCUCUAAAUAUUUCAGACAGUUUCCCUGCUGCAGUGGCCUUUGAAAAAGGACUUUUUAUUAUUCUCCAGCUCGUCUCCAGUUCAUUCUGGGCACAGCCAUUCACCUGGUGCCAAACUACCAGAGGGGAGAGAAUGGGUUUUGACUCUGAACUUAGCCACAGUCCGAGAACUGAUUCUAGAAUCUGCGAAAAGAUUUGAAUCUGAUGUCUCCACCAAAGCUUUGAUAUUUUUCUGUUCAGCAAAAUUUUCAUUUCCCCCCACUUUCUCUUUAGCCUCGUCCCUUUUUCUAGAACCAAAUCCAUUCAUAAUCAUGUUCUCCAAAUUCCCUCCUCUUUACUCAGUCCCCUGGGCACAUUUCUCUGCCCACAGGUGCUCUUGUGUCUGCUUUGUCUGCUCCCGAGUUCAGGAACACUUGUUUCUUCUCUCCUUCCCUGUGUGUCUCCUUCUCUCCCCUGUCUCCUGUUGCAGAAGGAGGAACACAAAACCAAACACACAACAAUUAUGCUGGCAACAUACCUGUAUAUAGCCCUUUCCUUUUUUUGCAUUAUGUUCUUCUCUCCUUAAUGUGGAAUUUUCCAGCAAAAUGUUUAACUCAGGUGUGAAUUUUGAAGACGUCUCUGUAAUAUAUUAUCUUCUUUAACAAAAAAGAAAGAAAGAAAAAAAAAUACCAAAGUGUGAACUACUGUGCUAGCUUCCACAGGAGUUCCCAUGUGGGCUGGGAAUCCUUGUUGAUUUUUGCAGGAACAUUCUUUCUCCAGUCUCUUUCUUUGUGGGCCAGUGUGUAGACCUGUAACAUGAAGCCAUUGUAGAAAUGGUCACUUUUUUUUUUUUUUAAAAAGACUGCAUAGCCAAGAAAAUGUUGAGAUUCAAAGGAAUCUCUCUGUUCCUAAAUAAAUUUGUAUAAUGAUAUAUACAGUAUUCCUCUAUUGGUAAGAAGCUACUACUACUAAGUCAAUUCAGUCAUGUCCGACUCUGUGCGACCCCAUAGACAGCAGUCCACCAGGCUCCUCUGUCCCUGGGAUUCUCCAGGCAA